CGAAAGUGCUCGAGUUUCGUUACAUGUUGGUUUUGGGUACGGACAAUGCCACACUGAAAAACGAUUGAAUCGCCAAAGUUGUUUGGAAGCCUGGCAAAAAGAAUUCAACGAUAACAUCAAUCAGUUCGUACCAUGUCCAAAAAAGCCAGCAAGGGAAGUGGGAAGCAAAGCAGUAAAAACACCAAACCGGGAGGUGAGAGCAACAACAAACCUACAACGACCGGUCCGGUUUAUGUGGAUCCGAAAACUGGAAAUGUUAUUGUGAAAAUAUUGGCUAAACCGGGCGCUAAAACGAACGGUAUUACGGAUGUGAGUGAAGAAGGAGUAGGUUGUCAAAUUGCCGCACCACCGAUAGAUGGAGAGGCAAAUACGGAACUGAUCAAAUACCUUUCCAAACUGUUGGACCUUCGAAAGAGCGAUAUCAGCCUGGAUCGUGGCUCCAAGUCUCGGCAGAAAACGAUCGUGCUAGAGAAAAGUGGCUGUAGCCACAGUGCAGAGCAUUUGUUGAGCAUUUUUCAUAAGGAAGCAUCCACUGAAAACUAAGCCGCAGUCAAGUUCAGUUAAACACACGAGUAGAUUAUAAUAUAUUUAUUGAUGAUUGCUCAUACUCCUCCGUGCAACAUCGUGCAGCUUUUCUAUUGUGGAAAAAUUAUAUUACCCGACCUUUAUUCGUUCACCCCGUUAUCGAGCGAAUGACCGUCCAGUGAAAGAAAUGAAUUACAGCGUACGAAAACCACUUCACAUGCAACACCCUGUGUCGUACUGAGUGCAUCUCUUAUCAUUUUCAAACAUCGCUGGUCUGAUUAAAGGAUAACAUAAAAUACGAACAGUGGAAUUAAAAUCGAUUAACAAUUGUUCACUAAUCUUUUCCUCAACGAAUGAAGCUACCUCAACAAAGAAAAAAACGAGGGCCCACGACAAUUAGUAUGAUACACCGACAAUAAACCGAAUACUAGA
Anopheles coustani is the source of this 957-nucleotide messenger RNA. RefSeq names its product UPF0235 protein C15orf40 homolog. Bases 133 to 543 code for a protein of 136 amino acids. Gene Ontology annotation, cellular component: cytoplasm. NCBI's taxonomy places the organism in Eukaryota, Metazoa, Arthropoda, Insecta, Diptera, Culicidae. The record is from RefSeq and is a predicted model, not a curated record. The transcript has 3 exons.